CUGUCGCGGCGUGAGUGCCUCGUAACCCCUGCCAUCGCAUCAUCGAACUUACUCCCCGGCAUACAGCGAAUUGCCCGUACGGCCUGACACGGUGAACACAGCCGCGGCCGUGGCAGCGCCCAUCAUCUGCUUCUUCGGGGAACCGUGCCCCCACCUCACCGCAGACAUGCUCCUCCAGAAGGUCGCCGGGGUUAGGCGCCACCUCGAAGCGUUCCAUGAGUUCACAAGAGAUCGCGCGGACAACCUCGUCUGCGACUGGGUCGAUGCAAGCAAGGAUAAGGACGGGCCCGGAACUGGCAGGUGCGGGAAGGACGUCAAGGACGAGUUCCAGCUGGCGAAGCACGUCGCCACGGUGCAUUUGCGGCUGCUCCAGGUCCAAUGCGAGGGAUGUGGGGAGUGGUUCUCGAGGCGGGACAGUUUGGAGAGGCACAAGAAUGAGGGGAGGUGCUCGCUUGGUUGAGCGCGCGCAUAUUCAUGUUUAAGAUAUGUACGCGUCAUUCAAGACCGCUGUGUAAUACGUGGGUGAAGAAGCCCUCCCUCUAUUUGUACACUAUCACUUUCCGCAGGGGCGGAAGAUCCCGUCUCGACGAUUGUAUCUCGAUCAAUUGGGAAUUCGAGGCCCGCGCACCUCUGCCUGGUGCGGAGGACGCAUUCGCUCAC
Messenger RNA from Fomitopsis serialis, 660 nucleotides. RefSeq lists its product as uncharacterized. The transcript has 3 exons. The record is from RefSeq and is a predicted model, not a curated record. NCBI's taxonomy places the organism in Eukaryota, Fungi, Basidiomycota, Agaricomycetes, Polyporales, Fomitopsidaceae. Bases 167 to 460 code for a protein of 97 amino acids.